Toxorhynchites rutilus septentrionalis is the source of this 615-nucleotide messenger RNA. RefSeq lists its product as uncharacterized. Lineage: Eukaryota; Metazoa; Arthropoda; Insecta; Diptera; Culicidae. The coding region runs from base 1 to 615 and encodes 204 amino acids. The record is from RefSeq and is a predicted model, not a curated record. The transcript has a single exon.
AUGGAAGAGGGUUUCCCGAGCACGGAAGAUAAGAGUCCUCAAUUAACAGACGGGACGGGAUAUCGAAGUCUCGUUGGAGCGCUGCUGUACAUUUCCAUAUGUGCUAGACCGGAUGUAGCAGCCAGCGUGGCGAUAUUGGGUCGGAAUGUGAGUUCGCCAACGGAGGCGGAUUGGGUGACGGCUAAACGAGUUGUACGUUACCUGAAUUCGACAAAAGAGUGGAAAUUAACGUAUAGCGACACAGGUGGAGAAUUAAUUGGCUAUACGAAUGCCGAUUGGGCCGGUGAUGCAGCUAUAAGGAAAUCUACAACUGGUUUUGUCUUCCAAUAUGCCGGUGCGGCAGUAUCGUGGGUAAGUCGGAGACAAAGUUGCGUCACACUGUCUUCGAUGGAAUCCGAAUAUGUGGCGCUGAGUGAAGCAAGUCAAGAACUGAUUUGGCUUCGAAACUUGCUUAAGGAUAUGUGCGAACAACAGAGUGAUCCGGUCAAGGUGAUGGAGGACAAUCAAAGCUGUAUCCAAUUCGGAAAGGAAGAAUCGUCGGAAAGGAAGAAUCGUCGGUUCGGAAAGGAAGAAUCGUCGGUCUGUGCUUGGACAUUUCGUGAAGCAGCUGUGUGA